Messenger RNA from Verruconis gallopava, 1780 nucleotides. RefSeq lists its product as uncharacterized. The record is from RefSeq and is a predicted model, not a curated record. The transcript has 4 exons. Bases 390 to 1661 code for a protein of 423 amino acids. Gene Ontology annotation, molecular function: O-methyltransferase activity. Lineage: Eukaryota; Fungi; Ascomycota; Dothideomycetes; Venturiales; Sympoventuriaceae.
GCCUUCUCCACGAGCGCGUACAUCCACGCUCCGGAAUAAGUCUGUCGAUCGGAGUUCCAAGAGCUCGCUUGGAGAAAGCUGCUCACACGCAAAACGAUGCUAGCCAGAUUUGCUUUCGUGCGCAGCCAAGUGCAUGGCCGGAAGAUAGUAGAUCACCGUCCCCUCUACACGCGUGCCUUCACUGGCUCGACAUCAGGAACACGCAUAUAAAGCGCCGCGUUUUUAUCAUUCCCAAGUACUCGGGACCCCACUAGCCAAUUUCUUCCUUGUCUUUCCCACCGUGUUUUCACCCUCAUCUGACCAUCGAGUUCACUGUGCACCGGGGAACAAGACGCAAGUGACACGCAACCUGCAGAUCCAGAGCGGCGGAAGCGAGGGCGGCGACCAAGAUGGCGUCUUCACGGCUCAUGGAACUAACGGAGAUCAUAUCCGCCAACACAAAAAAGAUCAAUGACUUCUUCCACGCCGAGGGCAUCCAAGGUCUGUCCUUUGACGUCAAUGCUCCCACAGACUUCCCUGUCCCUAGCUCCAACGUCGAAAUUCAGGCCGCAAGACGUGCCGUUGUCAAUGCCACUCAGGAGCUUCGUGACCUCAUGGUCGGGCCCCGGGAAACGGUACGAUGGCUUGCCUGGAGCUACAACGACAAUCUCAGUCUCCAGGCGCUUUACGAGUUUAAAAUUGCCCAGGCCGUGCCGACCGAUGGCGAUGUGUCGUACGCUGACAUUGCCGUGGCUACUGGCCUCGAUGAAACCAACGCAAAGCGACUCAUUCGCCAUGCGAUGACGAACCGCAUCUUCACCGAGCCCCGUCCUGGUUAUGUGGCCCACACAGCUGCGUCACGUGUGUUACGCGAUGAUCCCUCCAUGGUGGAUUGGGUAGGGGUCUGCUCGUCUGAGUUCUACCAGGCUUCUGCAAAGACUGUGGAGGCCCUGCGCAAGUUCCCGAAUUCGCAAGAAGCCAAUGAAGCUGGCUACGCCGAGUACUGGUGCCCAGGCAAGCCAAUGUUUGCCGUGAUGGGUGCUGAUCCUGUGCGAGCGAAGCGUUUCGGAGGUGCCAUGGUAUCACUUACUGGCGGGGAAGGGUACGAGCCACAAUACCUUGUUGAUAAUUACGAUUGGGAGGGAUUGGGAGAAGCAACUGUUGUGGACGUUGGUGGCUCCUUUGGAUUCAUUUGCGUUGCCCUAGCCAAGAAAUAUCCCAAGCUGAAAUUUGUGGUGCAAGAUCUUCCAAAAGUGGUCGCCAAUGGGCCUGAGAAGAUACCGCCUGAGUUCGCAGACCGCAUCAAGUUCGAAGCACAUGAUUUUUACACCGAGCAAACUCAAAAGGGUGCGGACGUCUUCUUCUUCCGCUGGAUCUGUCACAACCAGAGUGACAAGUAUGGCGUCAAGAUGCUGAAGGCAUUGAUUCCAGCGCUCAAACCUGGUGCUCGCAUUGUCAUCAGCGACAAUUGCCUCAAGCCCGUCGGUGAGCUCGAUAUGUGGGAUGAGAAGAUUACAAGGUCUAUGGAUUUAACGAUGCUUUCACUACUCAAUGCAAAAGAACGUGAUGUCCCUGACUGGAUUCAUCUUUUCGCGCAAGCUGAUCCUCGAUUCAAGUUCCUUGGGGCGAAAACACCGGAAGGCAGCCGCAUGUCCAUCAUGGAGGCUGUCUGGGAAGGCUGAAAUGGAUCGAUGACAAUAUCGCGCGCACUGUGUUAUCUGCGUUUAUACCCCGCGUGAGCAGGGCAAAGAAGCCCGGUAUCUUUAGAGGGACAAGUAAACGUCUGGUGAAGACUGCCAGC